Molecule: messenger RNA, 2152 nt
Organism: Phyllostomus discolor (pale spear-nosed bat)
Lineage: Eukaryota; Metazoa; Chordata; Mammalia; Chiroptera; Phyllostomidae
Product: putative N-acetyltransferase 8B
Exons: 2
Coding region: 1207-1893 (228 amino acids)
Molecular function (GO): N-acetyltransferase activity
Source: RefSeq, a predicted model, not a curated record
UUGAGUGAGCGCGGACUGUGCGAGUUCGAUUCAUUGCUGUGUAACCCACCGCAUGCGCAAUUCUGUUACACAUUUGUGUUGCCUUUAUUUUUGCCCCCUAACAAGUAAAUCUUGGUAGAUGUUGCUCUUUCUUUAGGAUAGCUUCCCCGAAGCGGAAUUAUUGGGAAAGAGGAUGUGCACUCCUUAAAGGCUUUUAAUACCAGAAAGUUGCGCCAUUUUGCAUACCCAGUAGCAGAGUGCAAGCUUGCAAAUCCCUGCCAGGGCUUUUAACUUUUAAGCGUUUUGCCAUUGCGACAUGUCGGACAACUGAUGAAGUUGAACUCGUAUGUUUAUUGGUUUGCAUGGUAUGAACAGCGGUUUUACAGGUCUCGUUUCUGUAAUGAUAGACUGUGUUUUCAGCUCCUUCUAACAAGAAGAAAACAAAUCAAAGCAUUGCCAUUUCCUGGGGAAGAAGUUUACAUAAGCUCCACAAGUCUUUUAGAGAAAGUCGUUUUCAGCCAAAUUAGGAGCAGUUUCCUUUACAUUAAUUAACCUGGGAGCUCCAGAGUCCAAAUGCUUCACCGGCAAAAGCAAACUGUUCCUAGAGAGCAUUUGGUGCUGGGAGGGAAGGGUUGCAGGUUGGUAGACCACGGGGAUUUGGCUCCUUAGUCAAGGAUUACAUACUAAAGCAAACAGUUGGCUGUCUUCCCCUGUGCUCUGGAACACGGUGGGGGAAAUGCGCUCUGUUAGCCUGGUGAACAUUGUUGCUCCGCAUCGACCCAGCCUUGAACUGAAUUGCUGCAAGUGAAGCGUCUUUAGACCCUAUUAAUUACCCCCCAACACACUGAAAAUUACAGGGACUGCUCAUAAGCCCUGUGCCUUCUUUUUAGGCUGUUCCAGAACCUGCUAACAGCACCUUCUCCACCCAAACUAAUUACUAGUAAUCACAGAGGUGAAUGGAGAAAAGGCUCCUUGCCCUGUCCUGGCCCAGCUCCUUGACACUGGGGUUCAUGAUUAACAAAUCAGGACCCACCCAAUGAGGUGGCCUCCAGGGCCUGGUUUCCAGAGGCGGUGCUGGCCCUGCACAGUCUUCCUGAAUGCCAGUCAGAGCUGAGGGAGGAGGCCACCCUGGACAUUGGAGGCUUUGGAGGUGACAGGGCUGCCUGGAAGGGGUGCAGGUGCCUAGCUCUCUCUGGUGUUCUUUGAGAUUCAGACACACAAGUCUCCAUGGCUCCUUACCGCAUCCGCAAAUAUCAGGAGAGCGACCGCCAACGUGUCCUGGACUUGUUCUCCCAGGGCAUGAUCCAGCACACCCCCACCGCUUUCCGCCACAUCCUGAAGCUGCCUCGAACACUUGUGUUCUUGCUUGGGGUGCCCCUCACCCUAUUCCUGGUCUCUGGGUCCUGGAUCCUGGCCCUGGUGUCUGGCCUCACCCUCCUCGCUGCCUUGAGGUUCCUUGCCAAAUACCCCUGGACUGAGUAUGUGGCCCACAGUUUGCACACAGACAUGUCUGACAUCACCAAAACCUACCUCAGUGGGCCUGGCUCCUGCUUCUGGGUAGCUGAGUCUGAGGGGCAGGUGGUGGGCACAGUGGGAGCUCUGCCUGUGGAGAAGCCCACCCUGCAGAAGAAGCAGCUGGAGCUGCUUCACUUAAGUGUGUCCUUGGAGCACCGGGGCCAGGGGAUAGCAAAAGCCCUGGUCAGGACUCUCCUUCAGUUUGCUCGGGACCAGGGCUACAGUGAGGUUGUGCUCAGCACCACCAUGCUGCAGUACUCGGCCAUAGCCCUCUACCAGAGCAUGGGCUUCCAGAAGACGGGCCAGCACUUCCCUUCCAUGUGUGGCAGACUACUCGCUAUUUCUAUAUUUGAUUUUACCUAUCAGCUCCCUUCUGCUCAGGUCUCUCACGCACCAUAGCAGAAAGGGGACCUGUCAUCUGUAGCCUGGUGCACCUGUCAGGACAGGAUGGGCCCUGUAGCAGUAACAAGCUGACUCUGAGUUCUCACUGUAACAAUAAAAGCUUUUAUUUGUAAACAUCAAAGCCCCCGGGGGGUGGGGUGGGGGUGAUUCUGCUCCUUUCCGUCUUUUUGGGUCAUCACUGUUGCAUUGAUCUAGUGACACAAACGUUGCAUAAAAUCAAUCACAAAAGCAUAAUAAACAUUUACUCAGUUUGUGA